Molecule: messenger RNA, 441 nt
Organism: Coffea eugenioides
Lineage: Eukaryota; Viridiplantae; Streptophyta; Magnoliopsida; Gentianales; Rubiaceae
Product: probable esterase KAI2
Exons: 2
Coding region: 1-441 (146 amino acids)
Biological process (GO): response to karrikin
Source: RefSeq, a predicted model, not a curated record
AUGCCUCAUGGGUUAAGAAGAAGAAAGGCAACGGGUAUACUAGACGCCCACAAUGUAAAUGUAGCAGCAUCAGGAGAGCAGCAAGCAGUGCUUGCUCAUGGUUUUGGGACUGAUCAGUUUAUAUGGAAGUGCUUGGUGUCCCAUCUGCUUCACGACCAUCGUGUUGUCCUCUUCGAUAACGUGGGAGCAGGUGCGACAAACCCCGAUUAUUAUGAUUUUGAACACUGCUCCACCGUCGAGGGUCAUGCAUUUGACCUCUGGGCAAUCUUAGAGAGAGAGAGAUCCAGGAGUGGGCAUAUCUGGAGAUCUAAAUGCGUGCCUGUCCUCUUUCUGCUGCAGAAGUACCAUCGUUGGUUGCAUUUGCUGUGUCAGGUUGCAUGUUUACUUAGGUUUGAACAGUUGUGGAAAUGGCUGAGGUUACUUGCCCUUGUUAACUUCUAA